Molecule: messenger RNA, 2698 nt
Organism: Anolis sagrei ordinatus
Lineage: Eukaryota; Metazoa; Chordata; Lepidosauria; Squamata; Anolidae
Gene: INHBA
Product: inhibin subunit beta A
Cellular component (GO): extracellular region
Molecular function (GO): cytokine activity; hormone activity; growth factor activity
Source: RefSeq, a predicted model, not a curated record
CCCCUUCCUAAUCAUAGCUUUUACUCACAGACAAAACUCCCUCCCUCUCUCAUUCACUCACUCACUUUUAGGCCAAUCGGUCCUCCUCUCUCUCUCUCUUUUUCUCAGUGUGUUUCUCCCACUCUGAGACAGAGUCAGAACUCCUCUCACUGACAGCCACAGACCUCUAUAGCACUUAUUGAAUUAGGAGGGACCCUCCAGACAAAACUUCACAGAAAACUUUUUGUUCUUCCAGUGAAUUUGCUGAAGAGGAAGAAAGGAAGCAGAAAGACAACAAAACAAAACAAACUGUGCAUGAAGUAGUGUUGGGAGAAGAAAAGCAGUGCCUUUUAAAAGGGAAUCACAACAACUUUUGCUGCCAGGAUGCCUUUGGUUCUGAAGAGAGGAUUUUUCUUGGUGCUUUGCUGGAUUAUAGUGAGGAGUUCUCCUACCCCGGGAUCUGAGGGGCAUAGCUCCGUCACCGAUUGCCCAUCCUGUGCCCUCUCCAUGCUCUCCAAGGAUGUGCCCAGCUCCCAGCCUGAGAUGGUCGAAGCGGUAAAGAAGCACAUCCUGAACAUGUUGCACUUGCGGGACAGACCGAACAUCACUCAGCCAGUACCCAAAGCUGCACUUUUUAAUGCAAUCAAGAAACUCCAUGUGGGGAAAGUAAGAGAGGAUGGCAAUGUGGAAAUUGAGGAUGACAUUGGGAGAAGAACGGAAAUGAAUGAACUUGUGGAGCAAACUUCGGAGAUCAUAACAUUUGCAGAAUCAGGUCCUGCCAGGAAAAUGCUGCAUUUUGAAAUUUCCAAGGAGGGCAGUGAGUUAUCAGUGGUGGCUCAAGCUGACGUGUGGCUCUUCCUCAAAGUCUCCAAAGCUAAUCGGACAAGGACAAAAGUGACCAUCCGGCUGUAUCAGCAGCAGAAACUGCCCAAGCGCAACUCCCAAGUGGUAGAAGAGGAUGUCGGCCUGAAAGGAGAAAAAGGUGACAUUCUCAUCUCUGAGAAGGCAGUAGACACCCGCAAAAGUACCUGGCACAUUUUCCCAGUCUCCAGCAGCGUUCAGCGCCUCCUUGAUCAGGGAAAAAAUUCUCUGGAUGUACGGAUUGCUUGUGAUCAGUGUCAAGAAACAGGAGCCAGUCUGGUGUUGCUGGGCAAGAGGAAAAAAAAGGAGGAAGAUGUAGAAGGGAAAGAAAAGGAUGGCAGUGAAAGCCCAGCGGAAGAGGAGAAGGAACAAUCCCACAGGCCUUUCCUGAUGAUGCUUGCCAGACAUUCAGAAGAUCGCCAACACAAACGGCGGAGGAGAGGCCUUGAGUGUGAUGGCAAAGUCAACAUUUGCUGCAAGAAGCAAUUUUUUGUGAGUUUCAAAGACAUUGGCUGGAAUGACUGGAUCAUUGCCCCAGCAGGCUACCAUGCUAACUACUGUGAAGGAGACUGCCCUAGCCACAUUGCGGGUACAUCUGGCUCAACCCUCUCUUUCCACUCUACUGUUAUCAACCACUACCGCAUGAGAGGGCACAGCCCUUUCUCCAACCUCAAGUCAUGUUGUGUACCAACCAAGCUGAGACCCAUGUCCAUGCUCUAUUACGAUGAUGGGCAGAACAUAAUUAAAAAGGAUAUCCAGAACAUGAUUGUGGAGGAAUGUGGCUGUUCAUAGAUAUGCCUACAUGCUGCAAACUCACAUUCAUUAGGGACUUCUUCUUUUUUACAGAUUUCAAGAAGACAAUUUAAAAUUCAUCUUAAGAAAAGAGACCAAGCGUGCUCAGCAUUUCAAAAUAAAACUAUAUGAUUUCUAAAAUCAACAUAUCCACUAUUCACACAAGAGACAAACAACGGAAAGACGAAUGGCAUUCGCCAGGGACUGAAGGAGAAACAUUCAAAAGGUGUGGGCACAAGCAUUUUCUGUCUUAUAUGCCCCAUGCUUUAUUACUUAGCAUUUUCACUUGUGUCAAUCAUAAGAGGAAGUAUGUCUUCCUCUGCUACCAUAACUAUGCAUUCAAGUCCUGACAGCAGCACACACAAAAUGCUAAAAGUCUGCAAUUUGGAUGCUAAGUCCAAAAUGGUAUUAGUUCCCAGAAAAGCCAUGUGUAUGAACAACACUACAUUCACUGGCACUUUUACUUCUGUCAGUUUACCAAGGACACAUUGUGUGUGCCCAUGUGUAUGUGUGUACGUUUCUUAUGGCAUAUGCACACAGAGAGCACACUUGCGAGUGUGUGUGUAUAUAUUUAUAUAUAUAUAUAGGUAAAAGGGACAAUAAUGCGCAGGUGUAUUCACCUUUAUCUUCUGCACUAUUUUUGCAAAAAAAAGUUUUUAAAAUUAUAAAGAAAGAAAGAAAAUACAAAGUUACAUUUCGUAAAGGUGCUUAUGACAUUAGAACUAUGCAACCAAGUUGGUUUGAAACUGUUUACCUGAGAGAGAAAUGAAAAAAAAAAUACCCAGAAUUUUUUUAAAAAAAUGAAAGUAACAUGUUUAACUUUUUCUUCAAUAAGAGAUACUUGAAACGGAACAUGUUUGUCCAGCUACUGGAGCCAAACAUUUCUAUAUUUUUUAAAAAAAGAGAAAAAAAGAGAUUUUUUUUAAAAAAAUGCUUACUAUUUGCACUACAAAACUUAUGUUCAACCUGUCUAAUCCUUAUUUAACAAUUAUUUGGGGGUGGGGGAGGGAAUGUGGUUGGGUUGGAAGGGAGUCAAGAGCUGCACUUAUUGUGAGCUAUACAAAAA